GGUCUGCUUGAAAGCCUUGGGUGGCCCCACUACACAGCAUACAGCUAGUAUACAGCUUCUUCUUCGCCCCUUCCUGCCGCAGGCUUAAACGCAUAUUGAGCAGAAUGCGCUUCAACAGACGGCGUCCAUCCUCUUUCUGGAAGCUCUCGCCUCACAAGCACGCUCGCAAGAUGCAGCCUCGAGCAGGAUCGAGAGUAGGGGCAGAGGGAUCAAUGCUUCAGCUACACGAGGCCAGCCCCCACAGCACAACGGCCCAGGAUCCUUCUCAGGAAAAGGUGGACUACCGCAUGCCUACGAUUGUUUUCGCGGGGGCUCUCUCGAUCUUGUCCUUCAUCCGGAGCGUCUCAUGGCUGAAGGAGCCUUUCCCUUCUGACAUUCUGGACGGGGCAUUCGCAGUUCUGUCAAUCGCUUCAUUCACCCCCGCCUGCCUUCUCGAGCUCUUUGGCGCCAAAGCCGCCCUGCAGAGGCGCCUUGACCAUAUGAGCCUGUACACGAAGGCGUCCGUCUUCGUCAAGGGUACCGCGGUCGCUGUCUGCACUUUGCGGCUGUUCAUCGUCUGGGUGAUCGGUGAUACCUGCCCCCACAGUAAAUUCAGUUGUUUCGGGCAAUACGGAUGGUCGAUUGCGACACAAUCUUGGCUACUCAUCCUUCAGGCAUUCUUUUGCUGCAUGUCCAUCAAAUUCGCGUUUGAAUACCGGCUCCAACUUCUUCACCCGAGCGAACGCUCCAAGGAUGUCGGCCUCGCGGAACAGGGACAAUAUGAGUCUCUGAUUGACACUCCAGGGUGCAUGAAGCACCAAGCAAUGGGGGACCAGGACGAGGAAUUCGAGGAUGAGUUCGUACCCAGCACCUCUUCAUCCACUGGUCCUCCGCCUGCCUACGAGGCUGCGUGAGUGUGGCAUUGGUGACCUGGUCUUUCUUCCCUCCCAUCUUCGAGAACGUCAGCCACCUUCAGUUGUCAUCUUCCCUUUCUCCAGUAUUUCUUCCUUAUUACAUUGUCCAAUCCUGAACGUUGUAAUAAUACUU
Molecule: messenger RNA, 1026 nt
Organism: Coniophora puteana RWD-64-598 SS2
Lineage: Eukaryota; Fungi; Basidiomycota; Agaricomycetes; Boletales; Coniophoraceae
Exons: 8
Coding region: 105-893 (262 amino acids)
Source: RefSeq, a predicted model, not a curated record